UCACACUCCAGCUCUUUCUCCUCUUCACAUUCCUCACAUUCCUCAUUCCUGAUGUCAGGAGGGCAGGAGACCGCAUUCAGGAGAUCCACAUGAGAUCCAGAUGAGAACUCGCGGUGACUCCAUGAGUUCUGACGGAGCUGUGCAUGAGGUCUGAUGAAGGGUUCGUCGUGAAGGAUUAUAUUUCUAUGCUCGCUAGGAUUACUCGCUUUUCUUUCAUUCAGUUCUCCGUUUGUGUGUCUGUCGACGCGACAUGUAGCGCUGAGAUCACGAUUUUCUCUGGUUGUUUGUUCCGUGUCUGGUCGUGGUGAUGGGGUUGUCUCAUUACCUCAGCAGCGUGGAUGUUGGUCAUCAUCAGGUGAAGCAGAGCUGAUGGAGUCCUGUCACUGACCGCUGACAUUUAAACGCUUGUGCGGCCCAUCUGAACGCAGGCUUCGUCAUGCCGUUUGGCCUGAAAAUACGAAGUCGCACGCGUUAUAAUGUCCUUAGUAAGAACUACUUUGUGACGCGUAUCCGUAUGCUAAGUAAUGAUGUGAUCGAGUGCACGCUGUCCGUGGAGAGCACGGGUCAAGAGUGUCUGGAGGCCGUCGCGCAGCGGCUUGAGUUACGAGAGACUCAUUAUUUCGGCCUGUGGUUCCACACAAAGUCUCAGUCACAGAGAUGGGUUGACCUAGAGAAAGCUCUGAAGAAACAGUUGGAUAAGUUUGGCAGCGAGCCGAUGCUGUUCUUCGGGGUCAUGUUCUACCUACCGAGUGUGUCUCGACUCCAGCAGGAAGUCACCAGGUAUCAGUAUUACCUGCAGGUGAAGGAGGACGUCUUGAGGGGACGUCUACACUGUACCGUAGAGCAGGGCAUCCGACUGGCAGGCCUCGCCGUACAGGCUGACUUUGGAGAUUAUUCUCAGUUUGUGUCUCAAGAUUUCCUCAGGGAAUAUGUUCUGUUCCCUGUGAGCUGGGCUCCUGUUGAUAAGAUGUUGGAGGAAUGGACACAGGCCGUAGCGGAGGAACACAAGAGUCACUGUCACAUGCCCCAGGCGGAGGCGGAGCUGCUGUACAUUAAGGAGGUGGAGAAGUUAGAUGGCUUUGGUCAGGAAAGUUUUCCUGCAAAGGAUAACUACACCAAUGACAUCAUCAUAGGCGUGUCUUUCAUCGGCGUGUUUGUCAAGCACAGGAACGGCAGAUCCAUAAUGCUCCACCGUUGGAAAGAUAUCGGCACCAUCGGGCACAACAAAUCGGCCAUCACUGUAGAGAUAACCAGCAGAGACGACACCAUCAUGUUCCACAUGGAGGAUAUGGAAAUGGCCAAAUACAUCGCACGCCUUUUUACGGCCAGACACAAGUUCUACAGGCAGAAUAAGAUUUCCGCUGAGCCUUCACGAUCACCUGUGCCAGUCAGGAGAAGACACACCUGGAACAGAGCGUCAAAGGCGUCUUCAUAUACAGACCACUAUCAGGACAGACAGGGCUCUCAAGACAGCAUCUUCCACGAUGACCCUUAUUGUAAAUCAGAAAGCAGUCUUGACCGAUGUCCCGUAGAGUUCGGCUUUCCGAACGGCUCCGUUCACAACGGCAGCAUGUGCAGCACUCCGAGCGUCAGCUCGCUCAAUCGCUCUCAGACGUUUCUUCAUUCCUCUCCGAUGUCAUCCAAUCUCUGCAUCCCCGGCAGUGAACUGAUGCGUCCCGACUACAUCCCCAACCACCGUCACUCAGCCAUCAUCGCACCUUCCUACCGUCCCACCCCCGAUUACGACGCUGUCAUGCGACAAAAGCUCCAAGUCUUUGCGACCACGCCCAACAGCAGCUGCCAUAGCCAGUCGCUGCGCAGCCUGAACAUCACAAACACACACGUGUACCAGCAGCCGCAGGUUUUAGUCUACAGUCAGCCGGAGAUGAGGAAACGUGGUUUGUACGUGGGGCCGAACGGGACGGGAAGAGCCACUCACUCUCCAUUCGGACAACACAUGGGACCUCUGCCGUCCCACUCUGUGCCCGGUAUUGGACACGGAACGGGUCAAUGCGCCUCAAGUGCGGGAAACGGCAUCUCUCACACGGUCAGCACCCCGGAGCUCGCCAACACGCAGCAGCAGGUCGCCAACGGAAGGGCAGAAGAACCGAGUUACAUCACAGCGGCCGCUAACAUGCUGAGGAAUUAUCUUUCCCGUCCACCCCCUCCGUAUCCAACGUUUCGCCCAGCCACGAGCACCCCGGACCUGGCCGGCCACAGGCAGCGCUGCAUUGGUAACUCCAGUCCGGAGCUGGUCAUGAGAAAAGUGCAGCUGUCUGUGAAAACCUUCCAGCCGGACAGUUCGACGGUCAUGCAUCAGUCGCUGCAGGAGGUCAGCGCACCUCUCAUGGUGCUCAAGCACUGCGGCACGCCUCGAAAACGUCACAGCGUGGAAGUGGUGGGGGGCCAGCGGUUCAUGGAGACCCACGGAAACGUCGCUCUGCCUCGCAGGAACACGUCACGAGAACAAGCCCCGCCCGCUCACCAAGCAAAGCCCAAAGAGGUGGAGGUGGCUGCGCAGAAAUUAUCGCCCCCUACUGGUCAGUCUGUGUACCAGCAUGAGAAGACCCUCUCCAAUGUCACCAUGUUUAUUCACAGCAGUGAGAGCGAGGAGGAGGAUGCUCCGGAUCUGGACGUUCACAUUCCAGGUCUGAAUGAGGAUAUUAGUGCUCAGUAUCAGGCGGCUCUCGCCAACAUUCCCAACAAACCCCCCCCGGAGUAUCCGGGGUCCCGACAGAGCGGCAGCACUACAGCACUGCGACAUCCAAACCUGGACAGUAGCGAUGAGACUGGCGAUGUCGUGGAUCAGACCGGCCUCAGCGGCACCACGUCGGUUUCUGAACCCGACCUGACCUGUGUGAAGGAGAGAGUGAGAAAAGAGCCUGUAAAAGAACGGCCCGUCUCGGAGAUGUUCUCCAUCGAGGACAGUAUUGUGGAGAGAGAGAUCGCUCAGAGGUCUCUUGAGAAACAGAAGAUGGAGAAGAGGCCGCUGAUGAUGGCUGCUCUCAACGGCUUGUAUGUCACACACAUGCCCGCUGAACACAUGACCAAACACACGGCUCAACACAACAGCACAGAUGAAUGGUGCCAGAUGCUGGAGCUCAAGUUAGAAGAAGAGAGACUCUUUACUGAAUACGAACAGAUUCCUAAGAAAAAAGCAAAAUCCAUUUUCACCACGGCGACGCUGCCGGACAACAUCGAGCGCAAUCGCUUCAGAGAUGUUCUUCCGUAUGAGGAGAACCGAGUAGAACUCGUCCCGAACAAAGAGAACAACACGGGAUACAUCAACGCCUCUCACAUUAAGGUGACGAUUUGUGGAGAAGAGUGGCACUACAUCGCCACGCAAGGCCCUCUGCCCAACACCUGCCACGAUUUCUGGCAGAUGAUCUGGGAACAGGGAGUCAGUGUCAUCGCCAUGGUUACAGCCGAGGAGGAGGGCGGACGCUCCAAGAGUCACAGGUACUGGCCCAAACUGGGCUCCAAACACAACUCGGCCACGCACGGCAAGUUUAAGGUCACCACCAAGUUCCGCACGGACUCUGGUUGCUAUGCAACCACAGGGUUGAAGGUGAAACAUCUGUUGUCGGGGCAGGAGCGUACCGUCUGGCAUCUUCAGUACACGGACUGGCCUGAACACGGCUGCCCGGAAUAUGUGCAGGGAUUUCUGUCGUAUCUUGAAGAGAUCCAGUCAGUCCGGCGUCACACUAACAGCAUGUUGGACACGUCCAAGAGUUUGAAUCCUCCGGUGAUCGUUCACUGCAGUGCAGGAGUGAGUCGCACCGGGGUUGUCAUCCUCACAGAACUCAUGAUCAGCUGUCUGGAGCACAACCAGCGGGUGGAGGUUGCAGCGAUGUUGGGCCGUUUGAGACAGCAGCGGAUGCUGAUGGUACAGACGGUCUCACAGUAUAAGUUUGUGUAUCAGGUCCUCGUUCAGUUCCUCAAGCACUCCAGACUCAUCUGAGCACUUUCCUUUCCUGACAAUAAUCCUACAAACAACUUACACUUGUCCAUAUCACACGUUUCCAUCUGUUUGUCUUUUUUUGGCAGUGUAUAUGAGAUGUUUACAAUAAAUGUAACAUAAGGUGUUAUCUCUCCGGAGUUCAGGUUUGAAGACCAAUAGAGAAAUUUUGACUCUCAUUUCAAAAAAAGUUAAAAACAUUCUUUAGUUGGAGAUUAAAGAAACAGCCUGAACGUUCUAAACACUCUCUUCUGUCAUUUUCUGCUAAAUUCUUAAAGGAACAGUUUCCUCGAUGUAGGACACAUUUCUGUUCUACUGACAACAAAGAUGUUUUUUUUGUUCCAGCCGUGGUCCUUUUGAUUUAUGAAAUUCAAGAACUUGGGUGCCUUGUGAAAAAUUGUAGAUAUCAUAUAAUAAAAAUAUGGCAUUAUGGACGUCUAGCACCAAUGCGAGGAAACUCAAACAAACUUGUUUGUUCAAGACUAAUUUCAGUUCUUUCAUGUAUGACACUUCUGCACAUAAACGUUUAAAACACCAUUAACUCAUUCCAGUGUUGAUGUUUUGUAUUAUAACAGUAUAUUUUAUACCAUAUUUAUGCUGUGUUUGAUAGUUUUUUAUUUUGUAACUUUGAUCUGAGGUCAGUUACGGUACCAUUGUACAAUUCAAGAGAUUCGAUUAUUUUUCACAUUUAUUAUUGAUCAAUUGGAGUAUCGCUGAAAUACUGAAUAUUGAAACUGCAUUCAGUAUUCAGGCACAAAAGUUGUUGUAUAUUGAUGUAUUUGUUUUGUUUCUAUGAAAUAAAACUAAUAUUAAUAAGCUUAAUUGAUGUGAAUAUUUUAUAUUUUCUCCUGACAUAUUUUUGUGAAAAGAUUAUACAACUAUGCAUGCAUUUUGUAUUCAAAUGUAUAUACUGUACUUGCUUUCACGAAUGAAUCAAUUUCUUUGGCAUUAUUUUUUUACCUUACGCUUCUUAAUCCCAAUCUUGCAUUUAUUCACCAGACUUUUAUUUUGUUAAUGUGCUGCCAGUGCAAAGAAUGCAAUAAAGCAUUAUUAUGUGA
This is a messenger RNA of Triplophysa dalaica, 5016 nucleotides long. RefSeq names its product tyrosine-protein phosphatase non-receptor type 14-like. Gene Ontology annotation, molecular function: protein tyrosine phosphatase activity. Gene Ontology annotation, biological process: protein dephosphorylation; lymphangiogenesis. Lineage: Eukaryota; Metazoa; Chordata; Actinopteri; Cypriniformes; Nemacheilidae. The record is from RefSeq and is a predicted model, not a curated record. Gene Ontology annotation, cellular component: cytoskeleton.